CACUAACUGUUAUAGCAACAUAGAGCUCAGUAUAGCCAGUGAUUAUGUUAAAGAUCAGUUUUAAAAAGUGUCUUGAACUCGCUGUUUUCAGUAUCUCCAGUCAGUAGCUAGGGCAGCCAGCAAAAUGCUGCAGCGUUGUAACUCUCCGUUGAGCCAGGAGUCAGUUGGAUCAUCUGUUAGUGUCAAAGUUUUCAGACUUGAGGUCUCCCAGUCCCGAAAACCGUCUGUUCCGGAGAAAGCACCAGAGAAAGUUGAGGAACCGGCUCCAGUAGAGAAACCAGUAGAACCAGUCAUGGCUGAGCUCACUGUUGGAAUUAAUGGAUUUGGCCGUAUCGGGCGUCUGGUCCUCCGAGCCUGCCUGGAGAAGGGACUCAAAGUGGUGGCCAUCAAUGACCCCUUCAUUGACCUCAACUACAUGGUGUACAUGUUCAAGUAUGACUCCACUCAUGGGCGCUACAGCGGCGAGGUGAAGGCUGAAGAUGGCAAGCUGGUGGUGGACGGCAGUGAGAUCUCGGUGUUCCAGUGCAUGAAGCCCAGUGAGAUUCCCUGGGGUGACGCAGGAGCUCUCUACGUUGUCGAGUCCACCGGAGUCUUCCUCAGCAUUGACAAAGCUUCGGCCCAUAUACAAGGUGGAGCCAAGCGAGUGGUGGUGAGCGCCCCCUCCCCUGAUGCUCCCAUGUUCGUCAUGGGUGUCAAUGAGGACAAGUAUGACCCAUCCAGCAUGACAAUUGUCAGCAAUGCCUCCUGCACCACCAACUGCCUGGCGCCUCUGGCCAAGGUGAUCCAUGACAACUUUGGCAUUGUGGAAGGACUCAUGACCACAGUGCAUGCCUACACUGCCACACAAAAAACUGUGGAUGGACCCUCUGCCAAGGCCUGGCGCGACGGAAGGGGCGCCCACCAGAACAUCAUCCCAGCAUCCACUGGUGCUGCCAAAGCAGUUGGCAAGGUCAUCCCAGAGCUGAACGGGAAGCUCACCGGCAUGGCGUUCCGUGUGCCUGUCUCUGACGUCUCCGUCGUGGACCUAACCUGCCGCCUUGCCAAGCCGGCGACCUAUGCUGAAAUCAAAGAGGCCAUGAAGAAGGCUUCCGAGGGCCCCAUGGCUGGGAUCCUGGGGUACACAGAAGAUGAGGUGGUCUCUUCUGAUUUCAUCGGCGACAGCCAUUCCUCCAUCUUUGACGCUGGAGCUGGGAUCUCCCUCAAUGAUAACUUUGUGAAGCUCAUCUCCUGGUAUGACAACGAAUAUGGCUACAGUAACCGUGUUGCAGACCUCCUGAGUCACAUGUACACCAAGGAGAACUGAGCGCCUGUCCCACAUACAUUCCAGGCCAUCUGAAGAAUCCGCCUCACCCCCUCUAGACAUAUUUGGCCACGAGAUCCAUCCUAUCUUAAUGCUUCAACCACACGGCCCCAAACGCUGCGCCUCGUCUGUCCCCGUAAACCUUCGUGCGUGUCCGUGUGCGUGUGUGAAUCCUGCUCUCUCAGUGGCCUGCGUGCGCCUAACCAGAAAACUGCACCAACGCCUCCCCCAGGGGAAGGAGUCUAGCCCUGGGUUAGUAGUGGUCUGUGGCGGUAGUGUCAUUGAGAUUUCAUAAGUGUUGGAAAUAAAAGCCACUUAAAGUUGCGGAAAUGUG
This is a messenger RNA of Trachemys scripta elegans, 1634 nucleotides long. RefSeq names its product glyceraldehyde-3-phosphate dehydrogenase, spermatogenic (gene GAPDHS). Gene Ontology annotation, biological process: glucose metabolic process. Gene Ontology annotation, molecular function: NADP binding; oxidoreductase activity, acting on the aldehyde or oxo group of donors, NAD or NADP as acceptor; NAD binding. The transcript has 11 exons. NCBI's taxonomy places the organism in Eukaryota, Metazoa, Chordata, Testudines, Emydidae. Bases 125 to 1303 code for a protein of 392 amino acids. The record is from RefSeq and is a predicted model, not a curated record.